Messenger RNA from Camelina sativa (false flax), 2393 nucleotides. NCBI's taxonomy places the organism in Eukaryota, Viridiplantae, Streptophyta, Magnoliopsida, Brassicales, Brassicaceae. The record is from RefSeq and is a predicted model, not a curated record.
CACUUGGACUCUGUUUUCUUCUUUGCUUAAUAACCUAACAAAGACUUUUUCAGACGUCAAGAAACAUGAGAGUUCGUGAACAGAGAUAGAAGAGCUGUGAAGAGACAAAAAGUGGAGAAGUCAAACGCACUUAGGUUAACAUAAUUAUGAUCGUCCAGGUAUCACGCGGUUUCGGGUUUUCAAUAUUCCUUCAUUCACAAAAACAGCUGUAUAUUUUUUCUAUUUUAUUUUAGCGUCAGCCAUUAAAGUAUACUGUUUGUAUUAUUCUAAUAUUCAGAGGGACAGAAUCCAUAAAAGCCAUUAGAUCUACCAUUAAAAGAAACAGGUCUCGGUUCAGUGACUCCUGCAAAGCGUCCACUCCAUGUGGAUUGUACAAAAAGUUCGAUAGAGAAAAGAAGAUAUUAGACUUUGGUUCUAGAUUCAACUAAUCUCUGUUUCUAUUUCUUCUGUGUUCUUCUCUGAAGCUUCCAUUUUUUUUUCUCCAACUUAAGGAAGUGCAUUAAAUUCUCAUCUCUCUAGGCACUGAUAUUGAUAAGUUAUUUACUUUAAAUGGAUAAUUCCAUGAACAAGAGAGGACAUGGACACAAUCAAGAGUAUGCAGAUACCUUGCCAGAAUCAAAGAGACAGAAGCUUCCUGCUUUGGCAAGUGUCAUCAUGGAAGCUGUCAAGGUAGAUAGUCUGCAGAGGCUAUGCUCGACUUUGGAACCAUUAUUUCGAAGAAUUGUCAGUGAAGAGGUGGAACGUGCUUUGUCGAGGUUGGAGAACUCGACAUCUACUUCAAGAUCUCCAGAACCGAAGAAGAUUCAAGGCCUCGAUGGAAAAAACCUGCAACUUCGGUUCAGAACAAGAAUGCCUCCUCAUUUAUUCACAGGUGGGAAAGUCGAGGGAGAGCAAAGCUCAGCAAUUCACGUGGUUCUUAUAGAUGCAAACACCGGAAAUAUAAUCCAAACGGGAGAAGAAUCAAUGGCAAAGCUGAAUAUUGUCGUGUUAGAUGGAGACUUCAAUGAUGAAGACGACAAAGAUUGGACGAGAGAACAUUUUGAGAGCUUUGAAGUGAAAGAACGCGAAGGAAAACGUCCCAUAUUGACUGGUGACAGACAUGUGAUACUUAAAGAAGGUGUUGGAACUCUUGGAAAACUUACUUUCACUGACAAUUCGAGUUGGAUUAGGAGCAGAAAGUUUAGACUUGGUGUAAAGGCUGCAUCGGGGUUUCACAUUCGUGAAGCUAAAACAGAGCCAUUUGCUGUUAAAGAUCACAGAGGAGAACUAUACAAGAAACAUUAUCCACCGGCUUUACAUGAUGAAGUCUGGAGAUUGGAUAAAAUCGCAAAAGAUGGAGCACUACACAAGAAGCUACUGAAAUCUAACAUCGUGACUGUUGAAGACUUCCUGCGGAUACUCAUGAAGGAUCCUCAGAAGCUAAGAAGCUCACUUGGAAGUGGUAUGUCAAAUACAAUGUGGGAUAACACGGUGGAGCACGCAAAUACCUGUGUCUUAGAUGGGAAACUUUACGUCUAUUACACAGAGCAAACACAUGCGACAGGCGUUGUCUUUAAUCAUAUAUAUGAAUUCCGAGGCCUAAUUGCCAAUGGCCACUUCUUAUCUCUGGAAUCUCUUAACCAUGACCAAAAGGUUAAGCAUUCCGCUGUAAAGCUAGCUUAUUUUUUUCUUCUUCCCUCUAGAAUCUGCAGUCUCUUGCCGGGGCCAAAAAUGGCUCAGAACCAUCAAACGCAGCAAAAGACUCUGCAGACUGCGAAUGGCUACUCACCAGUUCCUCAGCAUCUGAUAGAGUAUCCUUUUGUGCAACAACCUAGCACUCAGUUACGAGACUACACAUCGAUGGAGAGCUCUUCUGUUUCAGGCUCAUACAACGGAGGCCUUGAAGAUAUUUUCACGGAGGAAAUUCGAGGGAGGAGUUCUGAGAUGCUUGAGACCGAUGAUAUGCAGAGUUUGCUGAAGACAUUUGGGAUAUCAGGCGGGUUUGGUCAUAACGAUGAGUCCUGUUACGGUUUCAGUGAGCAGUAUAAAGCUCAGAUAGAUAAGGAUUAUGGGAGAGAAGGAGGUAGAGGCUCAGGGAAAGCUGUAGUUGGAUGGCUUAAGCUUAAAGCUGCUCUGAGAUGGGGUAUUUUUAUACGCAAGAAAGCUGCAGAGAGGAGGCCUCAAAUUGUGGAGAUCGAUUAAGAAAGAAAGUAGUAUUAAAAUUCGGAGAGCUUUUAAUUACUUUUGUACAAAUUUGAAGCAAUUACUCUUGUCUCAGUUCAAUCCCGGUCUACAGUAGGAACUUUGCAUUGUAUUUGGGAAUUUACAAAGUCUAUCACUAGUUAAUUGUUUAUCUUAAUCUUGCAGUCAGUUAAUUGUUGAGGAGUAUGUAUAUAAGUCGAAAGAUUUCUUCA